Molecule: messenger RNA, 1728 nt
Organism: Raphanus sativus (radish)
Lineage: Eukaryota; Viridiplantae; Streptophyta; Magnoliopsida; Brassicales; Brassicaceae
Product: B3 domain-containing protein REM10
Exons: 8
Coding region: 47-1582 (511 amino acids)
Molecular function (GO): DNA binding
Source: RefSeq, a predicted model, not a curated record
UAUUCUGAGAAGAAGAAAAAAACUCAUUCAACAACUUUUUUUUAGUAUGGCUCUCUGUUCUCCAAUAAACCCACAUUUUUUCCAACCUCUUCUUCCCGGUUUCACCAAGCACCUCGACAUUCCCGUGGCAUUCUUUUUGAAGCACUUAGAUAAAAGUAAUAAAGGCAAAACGGCUGAGCUGAGAUCAGACGCAUCCGAGACGACUUGGAACGUGAAGCUUGAAGGCCGGAGAUUCUCUGACGGUUGGGAAUAUUUCGCCGUCGCUCAUGAUCUCCGAGUUGGUGACAUUGUUGUUUUCAGACACGAAGGAGGGUUAGUGUUCCAUGUCACAGCUUUAGGACCAAGUUGUUGUGAGAUUCAAUAUGGAGAAGAUAGCCAAGAAGAGGACAAAACUGAGGAGCCUUGUGAUACUAUGGAGAAGAUCUCAAGAAAGAGGAAGAGACCAAAGACAGAAAUAGAUUUUUCAACAGACCAAUCUUGUUUUGUUAUUGCAGUCACGCCAUCGAAUCUAAGGCGUGAUGUAGUGUAUCUACCGAAAGCCUUUGCAGUGGUAAAUUGUCUGAUGAACAAACUUGAGAUUGUUUUAAUGAAUGAAGAAGGAGAAUCAUGGAAUUUAUACUUGACACAAGAGUCAUAUUCAGGCCGGUUUUACAUGAGCCAUGGCUGGAGAAGUUUCUGUGUUGCUAACGGAAAGAAACCUGGAGACAUGUUCACAUUCAAAUUGGUCCAAAAUGAAGCAACACCUGUGCUCAGAUUGUUACCCAUGAACAAUGAAGAUCUGCAUAAACCUGUUGAUACAGAGAGUGUUCCAAAAAAGAAGCAUCAAGAAACAGAAGCAGAUUCUUCUUUCGUUGCCAUUGUCACGGCUUCAAACAUAACGCGCGAUGAAAUGUAUCUUCCAAAAAAUUUCGCAGCGUCAAAUGGUCUCAGAAGUAAAUGUAAGAUUGAUUUAAUGAACGAAAAGGGAGAAUCAUGGACGAUAGACUUGAGACGAGUGCCAUACUCAGGCCGGUUUCUUAUGAGAAGAGGCUGGAGAAGUUUUUGCGUAGCUAAUGGGAAGAAGCCGGGUGACAUGUUCAGUUUCAAAUUAAUCCAAAACAUCGAAACACCUGUCCUUAAGCUGUUCCCUUUGAAUCUACCCAAGCUUGAGCCUAGCAAUGACACAAGACAAGGUUUAGAAGCUACGGAAAAAGAGUUUCUUGGUGCAGAACCUACCAACGAAGCUAUUAGGAGAAGAAAAUGUUCAGAAGCUAAUGAAACUACCAUCAAAGAAGAAAAUAUCACAACAGGCGAAAACCGAUUUGUGACAUUAACACUUGCAACUAGUAAACUUAAUCUUCCGUUGGAAUUCACGAAGGGGAAUGGAAUUAAAAAAGCAGAGAAGAUAAAGAUGAUUGACAGGUACGGUACAAAAUGGUCGACUUCACUACUCAUGAAUAAGAAGAAAAGAGGAGCAAUGACACUAGGAAAGGGUUGCAAAGGCUUCUGUGAAGUCAACAGCAUUAAGAUGGGCGAGUCUUUUGUCUUGGAGUUGGUUUGGGAAGACACAGUUCCGGUUCUUAAGUUCUGUUCCAAAUGUUGAGAACCACAUCAAGAAAGUUUUUCAGAUAUGUUGUCAAGGAUCGUGCUCAACGGAACUUCAAUGGAUUAUUAGUUUUUUUUUUUUGGUUCCACAAUAAUUUAUCUGAUCCAAAUUUUGGUUACAGCAUAAUUAACAUUACUAGAGCU